CUGUUACUGCCAUGAACACACUGAAACUCGAGGGUGACUGGAAUUGAAAAUCAGUGGUAGAACAUGGCUUCAACAGAUGUUUGUUCCCCUGAGGAUGCACUGAAGGCAUUCCUAGAAUACUUGGUUGAUCCAAUGCUGCCAGCAAAACCUUAUUCUAUACGUGACAAUCCUUCACUAUCUCAACAACAAUCAGUUGCAAAACAGGUUCAUUCUGUUGUGUUACUGUACAACUAUUACCACAGAAAACAGCAUCCAGAGCUUGCCUUUCUGCCUUUUGAUGAAUUUUGCAAGUUAGCUGUGGUUCUGAGACCAACUCUAUUAGCACAUAUGAAUUCCAUGCAGAAGCCUGAUGAAACUGAGCUUAUUGAUGAGAAGAAGAAGCUAUCAUUAACAGAGGAGAAGAUCAUGAACGCUUGUGUUGUAUGUAAAUGUUUAGAUGCAUCAAAACCCAGUCCUGAUAUUGAGGGAUUGCCCAUUUCAAAAGUUUCUGUCCUUUUAAUGGACAGUAAGAAGGAGAGCUGCUUCUUGCUGUUUAGUUCAAUCACUGAGGGGGUAUGGUCAGUGGUUGAAAAAGAUGUGAAUAUCCCCAGCCAAUGUUCUGAAGUUACCAGUGGAGCCAAAUAUACAUACAAAAAGAAAAGAUUCAUUAAAAAGCCUACAAACAAUGAGUUAAAUGCUGAUGAAGAUGGAUUUUUGCAAGUUGGGUAUUCUGCUGUAAUGGAAGCUGCAGGUGUCAAUAAGACUGAUAUUAUGCUAUUGGAAAGCUACACUGUGUAUUCUCAAACCAAAGAGAAGACAGCUUCACGCUUUUAUAUAAUGAAGUGCACCAAGUUGAUCAAUCAGGAUUUUAAUCAAGUUCCUAUCAAAGAUAUGCUUGAAAGCUUGCAAGGUCCAUUGGUCAAAAAGAGUUCUAGAAGUUGGACAAUCACUCCAGUUGUUGAGUACUUUCACGUGCUUCCUUAUUCUGAAAUAAUCUCAGGGUGGAUUUCUAGAGAAACGUUCUCAAAUAGUUUGCAAGAUUCAAAGAUGGCAGAGAAAAACCUGAUAGUGAGCAGCCCCAAAGUAACAGAAUCACAUGUAAGUAAUGAGGGCAUGCCUAUUGGCCUUGCGAAUAAGCCAAGCAGUGACACUAUUGAAAUUGUUAAUAAAAAAGAGAACAAUGGAAGUUGUACAGUUACAUGGUCUGAUUCUAUCAAGGAAGUCCAAGAUAUGGAUGUGGACAACUCUCUAGUUUCUCCAUCUAAAAAUGAAGAAGAAUGCCUACUUAUUGCUGAUACUUUACAAGUCAGUGAAGAUCAAGAAGUAGAAAAUCCAUCUAUGCAACAUUACUCUAAUCAAUCUAAAAGCCCUAUCAAGGAUGAGAAUGUUGAUUCAACUAGGAUGCUCAUCACUGAGGGUGGAGUAAAAAAUCAAUCUACUUGUGAAAAUAUUUGUACCAAAACCUCUUUUGAAAACGAUUCCAUGGAAGAACAUGCCUUGAUUGCAAAUAAUUCCAAUUCUGAUCUUGAAAAGCUCCAAACUCUUAUAGCUUCAAAAGGGAAGGCACUGACACAAACUGCACUCAAUGCUCUUAUACGAAAGAGGAACAUGCUGGCUCUUCAGCAGCGAAUGAUAGAAGAUGAGAUUGCACUGUAUGAUAAAAAAAUUCAGAGAAUGUCAACUAGUGGGGAAGAUGACCUGGAAUUAAUGAUAGAAUCCAUAAUAGAAGGCUGUAAUGAUACUUGCUUAAAAAAUCAAGGAAGGAGGUAUCAACACUUUGAGGAUCAAUGCUUACCUCCAUAUAUUAAGCGGAGAAGAUUGACAGAGGCAGUGCUCAUUAUGCAAAGUCCUUGCCAGGAGCUGGAUGAUAUAUGUCAUGAAAAUAAUUGGCUCCUACCGAUUUAUCGUUUAUCUCAAUCAGAUGGUGGAUUCCAAGCUAAUGUAGCUGUGAAAGGAUUAGACUUCGAGUGUUCGUGUGGGGGUAACCUGUGUUCGUAUCCUCGGGAAGCAAGAGAAUCUGCUGCUGCUCAGAUGUUGGCCAACUUAAAAAGCAUGGCAAAAUUGGACCAGUAAGUUUGGCUCAUCUAUUGGAAGCAUAGAAAUUGUAUGCUUUAUUGGUUUGUUAUCUUCUGUGGUAACGUUCUUGAUCUUGAUUUUUGCUGUAAAGUGAGAAUAUUAAGGAACUUGGAAGUGUUUUACUAUGAUUAAUUUGUCAAACAAUGGAUUAGAGUACCUAAAAG
This is a messenger RNA of Abrus precatorius (Indian licorice), 2219 nucleotides long. RefSeq lists its product as uncharacterized. Lineage: Eukaryota; Viridiplantae; Streptophyta; Magnoliopsida; Fabales; Fabaceae. The coding region runs from base 64 to 2052 and encodes 662 amino acids. The transcript has 11 exons. The record is from RefSeq and is a predicted model, not a curated record.